AUGGGAAACACUUUGAUUGAUAAUAGAGGAAGACUUGAUUUAAUGAAAUCUUUUGAAACUCACAAUACUGAAUAAGACAUUGGAGUUAGAUAAAGACGAUUAUCUGACAAUAAACUUUUAAAGUCCAUACAUUACAAAAUGCAUCAUCAGAAUUUAGUUGUUAAAGUAUACUUAAUUUUAAAAAAAUUAACACAUAAUGAACUUUAUAUCCAUUUCUAAAACUUUCAAUAUUUAAUGGAAUAAUUUGAUCCAUAUCCAAAUCUAAUGGCAUUUCUUGGAUUAAUAAAUUUUGGUAAAAUAGAGAAGCCAUCUCCAUAAGAAAUGUAGAAUGAAUGUAAUAAAGAUUAUUUAGCUAUUUCACGUUAAAUGUUAUAUAUGACACUUGAAGAAAGACUUUAGUCCAAUUAUAAACUUCCAAAAUGCAUUCUGAAUUUUUACAUUUUAUAAUUAUUAAGUGCUGUAAAAACAUUACAUAAUAUAAAUUGUUAUCCUGGUCAUAUACGUUCAUCAAAUAUUCUACUUACUAGUUUAGAUUAUUUAGUUUUGACUGACUUUGCAUCAUAUAAACCAUAUUAUACUAAUGAAUUUGAAGUCAUAAGAAAUGUUUAUGAAUCAUCUAUUCAAAAAUGUACAUUAGCUCCUGAGAAAUAUGCUGAUAAUCAAGAAAUACAAUCUAUUGUCAAUCUUACUAAAGAAUCAAUCUAAAAUUUAUAAAAAUGGACAUGUUUUCAAUAGGAUGGGUUAUUUAUGAAAUUUAUACAGGUGAAUGUUUAUUUACAUUUUAAUAACUAUUAUAAUAUCGUAAAAGAGAAUUUGAUCCUCUUAUCAAAGUUGAAGGGAUCAUAAGAAAUUUAAUAUGCAAUCUAAUUGAUUUAAAUGCAAAUAAACGUUAUACUGCUAAAGAAGCAUUUAAUAUAUUUUAUAAUUCAAUUUGUGAAUAUGAUACUUAUGAAUUAAUUCAAAAGGUUUGUUAUGCCAUUAAUUUUAAAGGAGAGUUUAUGUAUCCUGAUGUCAGAAUUGCUUGAUUCAGACAAAUUGUUACUUCACUUUAAUCCUAAUAAUGGAAUUAUGUUAUGCCAAUCCCUUUAUAAUUUAUUUCUUUGAAACAAUUCAAUAGUAUAAAUAUUCAAUCAGAACAUCCAAAUAAAUUGCCUGAAAUAAGGUUUAAAACUCCUUAAAAUAGUAUUACAUUGGCAGGUUAAAUUGAAAAUUCAGAAAACUUAAUUUAUAUUAAAGUGAAAUGUAAAACUCUGAUGAUGAUGCCAAUUCCUUACUUUCAUAACAUAAUAUUAUGUCUUAGAAUUUUUCAAAAAUUUGAGGUUAGAAAUCCAAAUAAAGUGGUCGAAAUAUAUUAUUCGAUAGUGUCAAGAAUAAUAUAAAUAAAAGUUAGAAUGAAUACAUCUUAUUUAUAUUAUGGAUAUUUAAUUCAAUUAGGAAUUGUAGAUUUUUAUAAACCAGAUUAUGUGGUUUAGAAUUAGCGGAAUAUUUUCUAGAAUUCAUCGAUGAUUCAUCAAUGUAUAAACUCAUCAUUCCUAAUUUGGGUUAAUUUUGUGAAGAUUAUGAAGGAUAAACAUAAUUAUAUGCCUUUUCUAUUUUUUUAGAUUUAUUGAAAAGAAGUAAUUAUCCAUAUAGUUCUUAAACUGAAGCAUUCAUUUUUAAAUUAUAUAUUUGUGGACAAAUUAAAACUAGAUUACAAGAUAUGAGUUAAAAUCCAAUGUUAGGGAUUAAGAUUGGAGAUAUAGCAUUAGUUUUAUAAUGA
This is a messenger RNA of Paramecium sonneborni, 1759 nucleotides long. The record is from the annotation of a GenBank genome assembly. Lineage: Eukaryota; Ciliophora; Oligohymenophorea; Peniculida; Parameciidae.